This is a messenger RNA of Rhodofomes roseus, 1912 nucleotides long. Its product is annotated as glutamate 5-kinase. Gene Ontology annotation, molecular function: RNA binding; glutamate 5-kinase activity; ATP binding. The record is from RefSeq and is a predicted model, not a curated record. The transcript has 7 exons. The coding region runs from base 315 to 1862 and encodes 515 amino acids. Lineage: Eukaryota; Fungi; Basidiomycota; Agaricomycetes; Polyporales; Fomitopsidaceae. Gene Ontology annotation, cellular component: cytosol; cytoplasm.
ACUUCAACGAGGGUCAUACUAUACCCUCGCUACCGUACUCCGCUCACCAACCUUCCCAGUACUCAGGUACUCAAGAGUGUGUUACUUAGGACCGCACGGUGCAGUUUCCUCGAAUCGCGCGCUGGCUGGCAUGUGUGGACACUUCGAAGCCGGCGACCAUGACUCGGUAUUACUCUACCGCAUACGCCCACCACCUCCGACUAGAUCUACUUAAGAAUCCCCUGAGAUUCCCCGACCCACUUCUGUUCAUAUUCCACUGAAGUUUCUGCAUAAAGCCGCUUGGAAACUUAGAGAGAGACGCAGUCACAUCUACGAUGGCCCGUCCGCGCCAGGGACCCUCCAGUACGAUCGUGAUCAAACUAGGAACAUCUUCUAUCGUCCAUGAAAAGACCCACCAGCCAUUACUCUCCACCCUCUCCGCGGUGGUGGAGACGGUCGUGCACCUACGCGAGCAGGGGCACAAGGUCGUGCUUGUGAGCUCCGGGGCGAUCGGGGUUGGGCUGAAGCGCAUGAAUAUGCCGCAUAGACCGAAGGGGCUGUCAGGGAAGCAGGCACUCGCAGCCAUAGGGCAAGGCCGACUCAUUGCACUAUGGGACAACCUCUUCGGGCAAGUGGAACAGCCCAUCGCGCAGGUGCUCCUCACUCGAGGAGAUAUCUCAGAUCGUACCCGAUAUCUGAAUGCCGUGAACACAUUCAAGGAGCUGCUGUCUAUGGGUGUCAUCCCCAUUGUGAAUGAGAAUGACACAGUAUCCGUCAGCGAAAUCAAAUUUGGCGACAACGACACACUUUCCGCAAUCACUGCUUCCAUGAUCCAUGCCGACUACCUCUUCCUACUGACUGAUGUGGAUGGAUUGUACACUGCCAACCCUCGAAAAGACCCCAACGCAAAACUUCUAGAAGUCGUCUCAUCUGUGGCGUCUAUUCGUUCACAAGUUAGCACAUCAACACUGGGCUCGAGUCUGGGGACAGGCGGCAUGGAGACGAAACUCAUUGCCGCCGACAUUGCGACCGCCGCCGGGGUCACCACAAUCAUAACAUCCAGCAAGGAUCCCAAGAACGUAGUGAAGAUCAUCGAAUUCAUCAACGCUCUCCGUUCCGGCACAUCAACACCCGCCCACCCACAGUCGGGACGCUCGAGUCCUAUCCCGUCGCUGCCCACUGUACAUGCCGUCCCCACAUCAGAUUCCGCCACACCAUCACCGCGCCACAGCACACCUGUUGGUUUGUUUCGACCCCCGCACACGUUGUUCAAACCUUCGCCCGCACCACUGCGCGACCUCAAGGCAUGGACGAGCCACACGCUGCAUCCGUCGGGCAGCGUGAUCAUCGACCACGGCGCCCAUGCUGUGCUGUCUCGGAGGGAGUCUGGGGGACGCCUGCUCCCCGCUGGUGUUCUCGGUGUGCGUGGAGCCUUCGCCUCUGGCCAGGCGGUGCGAAUGGUGGUGAGGAAACGGCUCGCGCACGAAGCGCACACAAGUGCGCCUGCCCCGCAGCUCGGAACGUCAACUCCCAAUACACCUCUCCUGCUGGCCACCGCAUCUAUCUCAUCGUCAAUUUCUACCCUAGACCCGGGGUUGGAGUUGUCAGACUUCGCUGCGCAUGCGCUCUCUCCUGUGGACGAGGAGGCGACGCCUUCGGUGACCCAGAGGGUACUGCUAGGGGAGGACCAUGUGCUUGUCGAGAAGCCGAUAGAAGAAAGCGACGAGUGGGAAGUAGAGGAGGUCGGCCGCGGUCUGGCCAAUUAUAAUUCGGUCCAGAUCGAAAGGGUCAAAGGACUGAAGAGCUCGUACAUCCCGCAACUGCUUGGCUACGCGGAUUCCGAAUAUGUUGUAGAGAACAUCACUAUCCGUGUACCCCCCUGACAUCCCGAUGCCCGUCAACAUUGUUAUCUCGUAUGCAGCGUUCUGCCGAU